This is a messenger RNA of Parnassius apollo (apollo), 1293 nucleotides long. The record is from the annotation of a GenBank genome assembly. NCBI's taxonomy places the organism in Eukaryota, Metazoa, Arthropoda, Insecta, Lepidoptera, Papilionidae.
AUGACGGCCAAAUCGCCUACGGCCAGUGUGAGGUCGCGGGAAAUCAUUGGAGUGGAGCAGUUCAGUCAACGGCGCGAAGUGUUCGACAAGCACGACACAGUGUUUUUACCUUUGCCGUCGCCAACGUCUCCUACGCCCGUGUAUAAAGAAGUGGACCCGAUUGUGACGUCAAAUCACGGGAAAACAACGACCAAUUUCAAACGUAACACAUCUGGCUACUCCAGCAUGCGUGAAACGAGGAGCGAAGAAAGAAACCAAUUCGAAUUUCGACCGCGAAAGUAUUCCGAUAACUUUACUUCCGAACUCAACCAGAGCGACGAUGUAGAUUACAGGUACAGCAUGACCGAACGGACUAGACGCCUAUCGAAACUGCGGCGGGAUUUUUUGAACUCCAAUUUACAUGAGCCCAAUGGCAGCCCUCAGUUUACUCGCACAGGUGUGCGUGCAUCGAUGCCGACCAAAAGUACUUCAGUGACGAGAUAUAAAAUAGAGAGUCCGAAUUUAUUCAAAUUUCCCUUUGCGGAGCCAUAUUCCACACCGACGCCUGCACGAAGAGUGUUUGUCGACUUGGGAUCACCUGAAAUUGACGGUAAAGAAAACCAAGAUCCUGCUAGUAAGCAAAGACAUCAGAGCCUACCUAAUAACGAAGUAUCGUCUAAAAUUGACCACCAAAAACUUUAUGAAGAGUUAAUCAAGCGCUAUUCGCCGCAACGUAAACCAGUUGAUUGGUCCAUACCCCCAACUAGACCCAAAGUUGUGGCUUCAGUCCCUAAAUCAAUUUCUAGCACUACCGAAAGUGUUGAUAGUGUUGACAAAAAAAAUAAUAGUUCCGAAAAUGAUGAUGUAUUUGAAAAUAAAGAAAAUCAGCAUCAUUCAUCAUUUUCUUCAGGUGAGAUAAAAGAAAAUCCGGACCUAAUACAGAAUAGUAAAAUAGAAAUCGUUCAAAACGGCCCAGAGAUAAUAAGUGAAGAUAACCCUAAGGAAGGUAACGGUAUUUGUAACGAUUUAAACAUUAAGGACCAGCCGCAAAAUGAAAAUGAAUCAAAAACUUCAUUAACAGAACUAGAGGAGAAAAAUGAUAGAGUGCCUGAAUUGUCAACAAUACAGCGCCAAUUGAGCAGAGAAACUAAAAGACAUCCACAUGAAGCAGUGACUGAUUUAACGAUACCAGCUUUAAUUGAGAAGAUGACGGCUGAAGGCGACACUAAAGAAAAUAAUCAAAGCAAGGGAAAGAAAGUUAAAAGAAAGAGAAGUUUCCUGGAUAAACUUCUAGGUCGCAAUAAGGAGAAAUGA